AUGCAGCGCCAGCAUAACAUCCUAGAUGAGGCCCGUGCGCGAGAAGCUGCAAGAGCCUCAAGAGCAGAGGCCGAAGCGGAACGGGCAAGAUCGGAAGCGGCAGCGGCUGGAGCCGCGGGUGGCUCCGUCAAUGAGGGCUGGCAGACCGUGAACUAUGCGAGAGCGCUGAAACGGGCCCCUAAGGCACCACCCCUGAACAUUCCCCCCCACCCGCUGCAACUUUGGCAAUAUACCCGGCUGAAGGCAGCGAACUCAAAUCUGCGGAGGAAACGAAACUGGCGCUGA
Arctia plantaginis is the source of this 285-nucleotide messenger RNA. The record is from the annotation of a GenBank genome assembly. NCBI's taxonomy places the organism in Eukaryota, Metazoa, Arthropoda, Insecta, Lepidoptera, Erebidae.